AUGCUGGUGUUCCGCGCAAAGCACAUUGCGCGGUGGAAGACAGUGCAGGCAGGUCUGCAGUUCAGAAACAAUAUGUCAUCGGCGUGUAUCGUAGUAAUUGCGGAUGAGGUGCUGAACGGCAAGAUCGUCGAUACCAACAGCACGUUCUUUGCGAGGUACUGUUACGGGCUUGGGAUCCCGCUGAAGGAGAUCGUGACGGUCGGGGAUGACGAGGCGCAGAUCGUGGGCACGCUGCAGCGCGUGCGGAAGCAGUACGACUUCAUCGUAACCUCGGGCGGAAUAGGGCCGACGCACGACGACAUCACGUACGAGGCUGUGGCGAAGAGCUGCGGGCUACCGGUGGAGCUGAACGCGGAGUGCCAGGAGCGCAUGCGCCGGCUGUCGAACCCGGAGGCGCGGCACUCUGCGGCGGCACUGCGGGACCACUACCGGAUGGCGACGCUGCCGGUGGGCGAGAACGUGCGCAAUUACUAUGUUGCGGAUGACCUGUGGGUGCCGGUGUGCUCGAUUGACAGGCAGGUGUUUGUGCUACCGGGGAUUCCGCAGCUGUUCGAGCGAAUGCUACGUGAGCUGGAACCCGUGGUGCGUGCAACCUUCUGGCCGGGCGCGGGCGCGCGGGCACCAUUCCGUCGGUUCUUCGUCACCACGCCGCGGAUGGAGACGGAGGCCUCCAGCUUCCUGCGCGGGCUACAGGAGGAGGCUGUGCGGCUGAGGAAGGACGUGAAGAUUGGGUCCUAUCCGCACUUUGGCAUGGGCUUCAACACGGUCAGUAUCUCUGGCUCCGAAGCAGACGAGGCGUACCUGCGGGAGUUGGUGGAGCGAACGAUAAGUGAGCUGGAUGGGAAGGAAGUGUCUGAAGAGGACGAACGUAAGUUCUCCGACGCCAGGUGA
Messenger RNA from Eremothecium gossypii ATCC 10895, 891 nucleotides. RefSeq names its product flavin adenine dinucleotide pyrophosphatase (gene FPY1). The transcript has a single exon. The record is from RefSeq and is marked provisional. NCBI's taxonomy places the organism in Eukaryota, Fungi, Ascomycota, Saccharomycetes, Saccharomycetales, Saccharomycetaceae. The coding region runs from base 1 to 891 and encodes 296 amino acids.